Molecule: messenger RNA, 1641 nt
Organism: Otolemur garnettii (small-eared galago)
Lineage: Eukaryota; Metazoa; Chordata; Mammalia; Primates; Galagidae
Gene: SLC6A13
Product: solute carrier family 6 member 13
Exons: 15
Coding region: 1-1641 (546 amino acids)
Biological process (GO): sodium ion transmembrane transport; neurotransmitter transport
Cellular component (GO): plasma membrane
Molecular function (GO): gamma-aminobutyric acid:sodium:chloride symporter activity
Source: RefSeq, a predicted model, not a curated record
AUGGGGAGACAAAACCAAUGUAUCCAGUCGUGGAAAAGGCGGAGGAAGACGGCACCCUGGAGCGGGGGCACUGGAACAACAAGAUGGAGUUUGUGCAACGUCUGGAGGUUUCCCUAUCUCUGCUACAAAAAUGGGGGAGGUGCUUUCUUCAUCCCCUACCUCAUCUUCCUCUUUACCUGUGGCAUUCCUGUCUUCCUUCUGGAAACAGCACUGGGCCAGUACACUAGCCAGGGAGGUGUCACAGCCUGGAGGAAGAUCUGUCCCAUCUUUGAGGGCAUUGGCUACGCCUCCCAGAUGAUUGUCGUCCUCCUCAACUUCUACUACAUCAUUGUCCUGGCCUGGGCCCUCUUCUACCUCUUCAGCAGCUUCACCAUUGACCUUCCCUGGGGCAGCUGCCGCCACGAGUGGAAUACAGAACACUGUGUGGAGUUCCAGAAGACCAACAGCUCCUUGAACGUGACCUCCGAGAAUGCCACCUCCCCUGUCAUCGAGUUUUGGGAGCGGCGGGUCCUGAAGAUCUCCGAUGGCAUCCAGCACCUAGGGGCCUUGCGCUGGGAGCUGGCCCUGUGCCUGCUGCUCGCCUGGGUCAUCUGCUACUUCUGCAUCUGGAAGGGGGUCAAGUCCACGGGCAAGGUGGUAUACUUCACGGCCACGUUCCCUUACCUCAUGCUGGUGGUCCUGUUAAUUAGAGGGGUGACACUGCCUGGAGCAGCCCAAGGAAUUCAGUUUUAUCUGUACCCGAACCUCACACGUCUGUGGGAUCCUCAGGUGUGGAUGGAUGCGGGCACCCAGAUCUUCUUCUCCUUCGCCAUCUGUCUAGGGUGCCUGACGGCCCUGGGCAGCUACAACAAGUACCACAACAACUGCUACAGCAGCACUAAACUGGGGGUAAGUCGGAGGGUGUGCCAGCUCCUGGACAGGCCUCUGUUUCCAGCGCCCCGGGGCUUCCGGGAGCUGAUGGGAUCCAAGUGCAAAAUGGGCAGAGGGAGCCCCGGCUUGGCCUUCAUUGCCUACCCCCGGGCUGUGGUGAUGCUGCCCUUCUCCCCUCUCUGGGCCUGCUGCUUCUUCCUCAUGGUCGUCCUCCUGGGACUAGACAGCCAGUUUGUGUGUGUAGAAAGCCUGGUGACAGCACUGGUGGACAUGGGCGGUAUGUACGUGUUUCAGCUCUUUGACUACUAUGCAGCCAGUGGCAUGUGCCUCCUGUUUGUGGCCAUCUUUGAGUCCCUCUGUGUGGCUUGGGUUUAUGGGGCCAAGCGCUUCUAUGACAACAUUGAAGAUAUGAUUGGGUACAGGCCAUGGCCUCUUAUCAAAUACUGUUGGCUCUUCUUCACACCAGCUGUGUGCACAGCCACCUUCCUCUUCUCCCUGAUCAAGUACACCCCGCUGACCUACAACAAGAAGUACACAUACCCGUGGUGGGGAGAUGCCCUUGGCUGGCUCCUGGCUCUGUCCUCUAUGGUCUGCAUCCCCUCCUGGAGCUUCUACAAACUUGGCACCCUCAAAGGCCCCUUCAGAGAGAGAAUCCGCCAGCUCGUGUGCCCAGCUGAGGAUCUGCCCCAACGGAACCAAGCAGGAUCCUCUGUGCCUGCCACCCCCCAGACCUCACUACUCACACUCACAGAACUAGAGUCCCAUUGCUAG